AGCAUCGAACAUAAACAAAACUCGAAACAUCUCCAUCCAAUACUCACACUCCCGAAGAAAAUGAGUUCCCUGAAGAAGACAAUGGCAAUGCCGCUCCUCCUAUUGCUCGGGUUGCUUCUUUCUGCUAGCAUUGCUUCUACACUAAAUAUUUUAACAUGUCCAGUGAACAAUUUGGUCUUAUGCGUUGGACCGUUGGGAAAAGUUGUACCUAGUGCUUCGUGUUGCAGCGGAGUUGGCCAGUUCCUCCAAAUUGAGGCCAUACUUGGAGAGCAGGCGGCAAAAAAUUGCCUCACACAGGUCUCUGCUAUUGUUCCUUUAUUUAAUAUCACCCUGGCCAUAGAUGCAUGUGGCAAGGCGCCGUCCCCCAAGGCGCCGUGCCCCAAGGCCCCGCCCCCUCGCCAAUAACUAAUUGUCAAGAAGGGUAAGAGACGACUCCUAGCUACUUAUUAUACAUCUAUACUAAUAAACGGUAAUGUCAUACGUAUAAUGUUUUUAAGCAUAAUAGUUUUUAAAAUAUACAUGACUUGACAUUGAACUUGUGAAUAUAUAUUAAUUCACUCG
This is a messenger RNA of Rubroshorea leprosula, 561 nucleotides long. Lineage: Eukaryota; Viridiplantae; Streptophyta; Magnoliopsida; Malvales; Dipterocarpaceae. The record is from the annotation of a GenBank genome assembly.